ACCAUUCGUUCCUUUUGUGGGAUCGCAACUACAGCCAGUGGUCGAAACAACUACCGGGUUUCGAAUCAUGCAAGGGAAGGUGUGUUUCGUGCUUCUCGUGGCUUUGGUAGGCCAAGAGAUCGUCGCUCAACGCCUGCUUGGAUUAAUGGCCAGUGCUGGACUCAUGAGAGCUCUCCGGAACCGGGAGCAACAACAGAAGGAAUCCCCUUCACCGCUCAAUCAGCACGCUCCCGAACCAGUUCCCGGAGCUUAUCCAGGGUCUCCCCAAGGCUACCGACCUCAAGCGACGCCCCAGGCAGCAUAUGGAUACUCAGGCGGAUUCAGUGGUAGCUCUCCCGUGUCCAGUCUGGACGGAUCAUCUCCCUUCGGUUCGGCUUCCUAUGGCUAUCCGAGCUUCAGCCAGUACGGCUCUGGAGCUUACGGGGGCUAUCCGGGAAGCAACGUAGGUUUCGCUCCCUCGAGCUUCGGUCAGUUUGGCUCCCUCCAGGGCGCUGAGCAACUCGCAGCAGCCAGCCAACAUGCCUACCAGACGGCUCCGUCAACUUACGGCUCAGCCAUCUCCUCUCCGUACGCUUCGAAGUCGUACGGCGGACAGGGUCAGGGCUACCAGUAGAAUCAAGUAUCUACAGCGUAGACUCGUCGUGCCCCGACCGCAUGUCGAGGAAACUCGAAUCGGUUCGUUCUCGGUUUUCCUUACCUCGUUUGCUGCAAAACUUAGUUUGUUCCACGCACCUGUUCUUUGACCGCGCGGACGCGGUAAGCAGUGCCAAAGAUUUGUUCAAGUUUACCAUUUUCCUCAUGUUGUUAGUGUGUUGCUCGAAAAGAUUGAUUGAUCCGUUUGUCGUUCCAUGUGGGGUGAUGAAUUCUUCGUGGGGAAUCUUGAUUCAUCUUUGCUCUAAGUGCAGAGACUGUAGCUACAGAUGUUUCUCCUGUUCUAGGAUAUUCUAAUUUAUAGGGAUGCUCACUGAAAUACUCUCAUCUGCUUCAUCUACUAGCUGCCUUGCUGCCUCUUGUGAUCAUCAUCCAUUCUUUCGUACUUCCACUUCGAAAACAUUGUCGCAUUCUCACUCUGAGCGAUCGGAGCAAAGGGAUCGGAGAAUCAGAGAAAUUAUUCAGCGUGACAAAAUAAUCUAACACUAAUGUAUCGUUAUCGUUUUCGAUCAGUCCAGCCAACUGGGGAGUCGAGCGUCUAUCACCGCUCCUUCUUCUUUAGCUCGGUCGAAAAAAUUCCAGGAACUGCUGUACGGAAAUGAUAUACUCCCAAGUGAAUAAUCUAGUCCAUAGUUACAACUGUUCUUGUUGAUCUUCAAUGUAUGAAUGUAACUCGACAAAAUAAAAACUGCGUUCCAUGAUUGUUUUU
Molecule: messenger RNA, 1360 nt
Organism: Galendromus occidentalis (western predatory mite)
Lineage: Eukaryota; Metazoa; Arthropoda; Arachnida; Mesostigmata; Phytoseiidae
Product: glycine-rich cell wall structural protein 1.0
Exons: 2
Coding region: 68-613 (181 amino acids)
Source: RefSeq, a predicted model, not a curated record